Molecule: messenger RNA, 2204 nt
Organism: Chelmon rostratus (copperband butterflyfish)
Lineage: Eukaryota; Metazoa; Chordata; Actinopteri; Chaetodontiformes; Chaetodontidae
Exons: 3
Coding region: 130-1374 (414 amino acids)
Source: RefSeq, a predicted model, not a curated record
ACAACGAUAACCGGCGACUCUUGUCUGCGCAGCGACAAAUAACUCGAAUAAUUGCUCUGCACCGUGAAGAAAAAUGACCCCUGGCUAAUCGGAGUUUAAGCGAACAUAAACCAUCCAUCCGCGUUGCAAAUGGACGUCAGAGAGUAUGUUUUAUCGGCAGGCAGAGCUGUGCUGGACAUGGUGGAGCGGGAGUGGCAGCCCCUCUCGGCCGGCGAGCUGGAGCAGCGGCUGGACCAGGCGGUGGAAGAGGUCCUGGAGGCUGAACUGAUAGCAAAACUCAAAACUCAGCCUCCUGCUGCUCUGUAUGUACAGUUACUGCAGAGUCAAGCUAAUGUGCAGACCCAAGUUUUACCGACAGCAUCCAGUUCCCCAGAGGAAGAGACGUCGGAGCCCCGCGAUCCGCUGGAGACUGUCGACAGUGCUGCCGUGAAGCACAUUGCAGACCUGCUGCAAAGCUCCAAGUCCAGGGCCCGAAUGGCCGGGCGGGCUCGUUUAUCCCUGUCCCACACUGUCCUGCUGUCCCUAACGCUGCUCACUGAGCGUGUCAGCUACCGCUCUGUGUCCCGCCGCUUUCACCUGGAGAAAGGAAACAUCCACAGAAUCUUCUUUUCCUUCUGCGAGCGCGUCAACACGCUGGAGGAGACGCUAAUCAGGUGGCCAGUCGGUGCAGAGGCUGUAGAGGCCCUUUUCCCACUUUGUAGUCCAGAGAAGGAGAAGCAGGGUGUCCCUCGGGUCCUGGGAGUGUUGGGACACACGCGCAUCCCUAUCCGCCUGCCAAUAGGCAAACAUGAUGUGGAGAGCACGGUGCCCGAGGUGAAGAGGAUGAAGAAGGAGGCCCAUCCUGACUCCUGGCUGAACCUUCAGCUCAUAUGUGACCCUAAGGGCCGGUUCCUACACUGCAGCAUCAGUAAAGGAUCAGAUGUGGACAGAGGCAGCGCCCUGAGAGACAAACUCAAACAGCAUCCUGAACUGAUGCCCUCUGGCUCCUGCCUCGUGGCCGGAGCCGGCUAUCCGCUCACUGCUCAGAUUUUAACUCCAUUCUCAGGGAGUCACGGACCAAGAGAGGAGCUCUUCAACAAGACGCUGGCAGAGCAUUUUCACAUCCUGGAUCAAGCUGUUGCCAACCUGAGAGCCAGAUUUCAAAGGCUCAGGUAUCUGGAUAUUGGAAACUAUGAUCGAGCCCGGGCGGUUGUGCUGACUGCCUGUGCUUUGCACAAUGUGCUGUUGGACAUGGGACAAGUUGUUCAAGGAGUAGUUGAGAAAGAGGAAGCCACAAGCCAAGAGGGAGAGGGGGAGGCAGACGAUGAGGGCGUACGCAGACGUGACGCCAUCGCGGAUCUGUUGUUUAAAAACUUUGAGUCUGGAAGCUCAUGACGUGAUGAGGCCUGUUGGAAAACCUGCUCACAGAUUUAAAUGAGCAGUUCUGUAAUAUAAAGGUUUAUUUGAACAGAAUAUCUGCUGUUUGGGUCUCACUGCACACAUAUCACUCUCAUUACUACUAACAGAAAACACAUUAAUGCAGCAGUAUUACUGUGGUUUACUAUUAUGGGGAUGACAAAUGAUGAUAUCUGCCAAAGUGUUUACAUGUUUCCAGAACAGUUUCACCCUGUUUUGCAGUUCAGAUAUAGAAACUAAAAAUGUAAUGACCCUAAACAGACUUUAGGACUGAUAAACAUUUAAUUAACUUUUUUUUUUCUGACAUGGACCUAAGCGCCAUUCUGAAAUUAGACUUUCACAAAGGUUAAUCAUAAACAUGCCAGUGUAUUCCUAGUAUCUCUCCCCAUCAGAGUGGAUGUACAGGUCACAGCCAAUGAAACAUGAGACAAUUUGCCAAGUACAAAUAAGCAAAUAAAUGUGCAAUGAAAUCAAGCGAAUUAAAUGUUUAAUUGUUCAAAUUUAUUUUGAAAGUAAUUACCAGAAGUGAGUAUGCUACGAUGUCUAGCUCGACACUCCUGUGAACAUUACCAGAUUAUUCUCCAGACCAAGGAACCGUCUGUAAAUACAGUUAAUGACUGUUAUCUGUAAUUACCACACUAAUAAUGUGUUGUUUAUAGAUAUUCAUCUUGAUUGUAUUAAAACUCUUCGGUGUAAAAAAAACGCAGUGCCUCGCUGUGAUCACUGGAGGGCAGUAAGCUUCAUGACUCCAAGGUACACGUAAUACCAUAUGAAUAUAUCCGGUAAAACUUUCACAAUAAAACAGUCAA